AUGUCGUCAACCACAUAUUCCGACCACGACCCGGACUAUCAACAAGCAAUACUCCACAUACGCAGUUUAUGGGAGUUUGCAAAUGUAUCCCAAUUCAUGCAUACAUAUUAUGAUGCAUUUGGAUUGGAUUCAUUUGACACUGACGAGUUGGAGCGGAGUUUAGCCACCGAUGAUAAUAUCCAGAUUGGGGACUUAAUCAUAAAGAUGCUACGGACUCUGUCAUUCAAUAAAAAUAUAUCUCUGGACAACUGGGAACAACAUCUCCUUCAACAAUAUCAGAAACAUGCGCCCGAAAAGAACCCAUUCGGUGAUGAAACAUGUUCCAUAAAAUUUGAAGAUAUGUCUGUAAAACAGAAGGUCUUGAUUUUACAUGAUCUUUGCCAUUGGCAGAUGCGGAAUCCUGAUAGAUUUAGAAACUUCUUGUCAAACCAGGACAAUCCACAAGAAUGGCGAGUCACUCCGGUUGGAUAUGACUCCAAGGGCAAUACAUACUGGCUUUUUGAUGAUAAUCGGCUUUGCAAAGAAUCACCAAAAAAGGAUGUGUCCAAAAAACAAAAAAGUAAAGUUAAGAAUACUCGACGUAGUCGCGCGAAACAUGUUCCUUCUGAAGUGAAUGAAACUAUUGCUGAAACCACGAACUGGGAGACCGUUUGCGUCACAAUUGCUGAAUGGGAAGAAUUUCCAAAGCGAUUCGAAAAAUCAAGAAAUGUGCAAGAAAAAGCGUUUUAUAAGCUAUUGACUGAAGACCUUUUACCACAGAUUUUGGCUGCCUUGCAUGAGAAAGAGAAAGAACGAAAAAAACUUGAUGCCUUGGCUAACAGGAAGCGUAGUUCAAGAAUUCAAAAACGAGAAUUCGAAAAACAAGAAGCUGAUCGUGCUGCUCAACUUAAAAAAGAUCAGGAUGAACGAGAGGAAAAGACUAAGCAAGAAGAACUUGCAAGGCUUAAAGCUGAGAGGGAUAGGGAAGCAAGAAGUCAAGCACGUGAACGCCGUUCAAAAGAAAGAGAGCAACGGUUGCUAGCUAGGGAUGAUAAAUUAAAAAAAGAACAAGAAACAACAAUUGAGCGACAGCAUGUCAUAAAAAUUAAACGAGUUAGUGAUAUACAAGAUCAUUUAACGCCACCAGACACAACAUUUCAGGUUAAAAAUCAAAAUCCAGAAGAUUGGUAUUUCGAUUGCUUAUGUGGCAUUUCUGGCACAAACAUUAAUGAUGGUAGUAAUAUGAUUGCAUGUGACCGAUGCGCAGUAUGGCAGCAUCUCGACUGCCUUUUAAAGACUGACGAACGAUUUCGUAAAACGAGGGAUUUUUCACAAAUUGAAUAUGUUUGCGCGAGGUGUUUACAACGUCAGGCAAUACAAUCGAGCACGCCUGCUAGUAAUAAUGAACAUGAUGAGACUAUUGAUGUUGUUAAAAUUGAUUCCAAUGAUGUUAUAAUUCCCCCAAUUCAACCAUUUGAGAAUAUUCUACGAUCAGAUCAAACAGUACAGGAAAUGAAUAUUGAUCUGACUAGUGUUAAGCGUCCUAGGCAAAAACAAGAAACUCAAGAAAUUUUGGCUUUACCAGUUAAAGAACGAAAGAGGCCUGUUAAGAAUACGAAAAAAUCUAAUAAUAAUGGCAUUGAAUGUGAAGGUAAAGAUACCGGAAAUACCAUGAAACCAACAAAAAAAUCAACGAAAAAAGAUGGUACUGAAAGAGCAACAAAGAGAAGAAGAAAAGAUAUGGGUCAAAUUUUACCAACUCCUUCGGCGGUCGGCACCACUCCAGCACCGAAUUCACAAUUAUUAUCAUAUAUACAUACAUCUAAUUACAUUCUACCUUCAGCAAACAUACAACCCGCGACCACAAUAAAUUAUAGAUUUGCUGGUGGUUCCAACAUGUACACGACUGGCUAUAGACCUAUGCCGAACAAUGUUUCAGCACCAUUUCCAGUUAAUAUACCAUACAAAUCCUCUCCAAGCACAGUUCCUGCCACGACAUUAUCACAUGGCCAUACUGACAUAUAUUCAGCAAAUGCACCAUAUUCUUCAAGCUAUUCUCGCGACGUAGGCUCUUUUGAUGGUGUUGAUUCAACAAAAGAUAUAGGCGUAGCAAAAAAUAACAUUCAGGAUUCUAAUGAGGAUAAAGCAGAAGACACUUGGAUUUUACCACAUAAAAAAGAUAUCAUGAGUAUUAGUAAUUUAAUCGAAUAG
Messenger RNA from Dentiscutata heterogama, 2190 nucleotides. The record is from the annotation of a GenBank genome assembly. Lineage: Eukaryota; Fungi; Glomeromycota; Glomeromycetes; Diversisporales; Gigasporaceae.